CCACUGGAACUACAUCAAAGGAGAACAAAACCCUCUUCAGCAUCCUUGCAGCGAAAUUUCCAUUCAAUUUUUCUUUCCAAAUAUGGCGUCGUCCCUCAUUCCCAGCUUCUUUGGCAGCCGCAGAAGCAAUGUGUUUGAUCCAUUUUCCUUGGACAUUUGGGAUCCUUUUGAUGGUUUCUUCACCUCUAAUCUUGCCAAUGCGCCACCCUCAGCAAGGGAAGCCUCAGCUUUCAUAAAUGCAAGAAUCGACUGGAAAGAGACCCCAGAAGCCCAUAUUUUCAAAGCAGAUCUUCCAGGGCUAAAGAAAGAAGAAGUGAAAGUUGAGGUGGAAGAAGGCAGAAUCCUCCAAAUCAGUGGAGAGAGGAGCAAAGAGCAGGAGGAGAAAAAUGAUAAGUGGCACCGCAUAGAAAGAAGCUGCGGAAAGUUCCUGAGGAGGUUCAGGUUGCCUGAGAAUGCUAAGAUAGAUCAAGUUAAAGCUAGCAUGGAGAAUGGAGUGCUCACUGUGACUGUUCCCAAGGAGGAGGAGAAGAAGCCUCAAGUCAAGUCCAUUGACAUUUCCGGCUGAGCAAUACUGCUCUAGAAAUGCCACCUUGGUUCAAAGGACUAAAUAAACUCCGGUGUGUGUGUUUGUGAUCAACCUAAUAUGUGCGUGUGUGAGAGCUUGAAAUAUGUGGAAUCCUUCUAUAAAAAAUGAAAAUAAUUGACUAGCACCUUCUUAAGAUUUCCACAAUUUAAUAAUAUUGUCCAACAGAUCCCCUAAAAAUGUGAACUAGCUUGAAAUUAUUGAUCAUUUCAGCUAGUAGAUUCCAUCAGUCGUCACCAUAUUCAUAUAUAGAUGUCUGUGUAUCAAGAACUUGCAAAUUGGUUUAAAUGAUUUGUUUCAGUUAUCA
Manihot esculenta (cassava) is the source of this 890-nucleotide messenger RNA. RefSeq names its product 17.4 kDa class I heat shock protein. The transcript has a single exon. The record is from RefSeq and is a predicted model, not a curated record. The coding region runs from base 83 to 565 and encodes 160 amino acids. Lineage: Eukaryota; Viridiplantae; Streptophyta; Magnoliopsida; Malpighiales; Euphorbiaceae. Gene Ontology annotation, biological process: response to hydrogen peroxide; response to salt stress; protein folding.